This is a messenger RNA of Recurvomyces mirabilis, 519 nucleotides long. RefSeq lists its product as uncharacterized. The record is from RefSeq and is a predicted model, not a curated record. NCBI's taxonomy places the organism in Eukaryota, Fungi, Ascomycota, Dothideomycetes, Mycosphaerellales, Teratosphaeriaceae. The transcript is spliced from 2 exons. The coding region runs from base 1 to 519 and encodes 172 amino acids.
AUGGCAAACUACAUCACAACACACGACAGCAAAGGCAACUCCGUCUUCUCGGACAAAGUGCCAACAACACACAACGCCCUCCCCAUCCCCAACGGCGAGCUGAACCUCCUGUACAGCACUCAUGCCUCCAUCCCGUCCGUUGGUAGCGAAGACGAUAUCGACAAGUAUGCCCAGGACCGCAGAAAUGGAAUCGCCACUGGCCUGUGUCCAUCCAACGGAACGGCCAUCGCAAUGGUCUCGUUCGCGGCCAGUUCAUCCUCACCAAUGCAUCGGACACUGACACUGGACUAUAUGAUCAUCCUUGAGGGGGUUAUGGAGUUACGUCUUGAUAGUGGAGAGGUCAGGACGUUGAAGGCUGGGGAUUCGGUGGUGCAGAGGGCGGUGAUGCAUCAGUGGAAGAAUGUGACGCCCGACGACGGUAUCGCGAAAGCCGUUGCAAUUGCUAUGGACAUCGAGAAGCCUUUGGACAUCGCUGGCAAGAGUCUUGAGACUGAGUUUCGUAUGCAAUCAACCAUCUAG